This is a messenger RNA of Morchella sextelata, 1098 nucleotides long. RefSeq lists its product as uncharacterized. The transcript is spliced from 8 exons. Gene Ontology annotation, biological process: proteasome-mediated ubiquitin-dependent protein catabolic process; nucleotide-excision repair. Gene Ontology annotation, molecular function: damaged DNA binding; ubiquitin binding; polyubiquitin modification-dependent protein binding. Gene Ontology annotation, cellular component: cytosol; nucleoplasm. The record is from RefSeq and is a predicted model, not a curated record. NCBI's taxonomy places the organism in Eukaryota, Fungi, Ascomycota, Pezizomycetes, Pezizales, Morchellaceae. Bases 1 to 1098 code for a protein of 365 amino acids.
AUGAAGCUCACUUUUAAGGAUCUCAAACAGCAAAAGUUCCUCAUUGAUGCCGAGCCGUCUGAUACUAUCGGUCAGCUCAAGGAAAAAAUCACUGCCGAGAAGGGAUGGGAUGCCUCUCUCCAGAAGCUCAUCUAUUCAGGCAAAAUCUUGCAAGAUGAUAAAACAGUAGAAUCCUACAAUAUCGAGGAGAAAGGCUUCGUAGUCUGCAUGGUAUCAAAGCCCAAGGCCACACCUGCAGCAGCUUCAAGCUCUAAGGCCGCAGCUACCCCAGCUAAAGUUCCUUCAACACCUGCGCAACCCACUGUGCCAGCUACCCUUUUUGCGCCAGCUCAAUCUGCUGCUGCUGGUUCCUCCAGUUCUGCUGUUCCGGAGACCCCAACACCCGCCGGCUCAGGUUCUGCAGCCCCCUCCAACUUCAAUGAUCCUUCAGCGCUUGCUAUGGGAGGAGACGGCGAGUCUGCUAUUCAAAAUAUGAUUGCAAUGGGAUUUGAGAGGAGUGAGGCUGAAAGAGCUAUGAGAGCUGCAUUCUUCAACCCAGACAGAGCUGUGGAUUAUCUCCUCAACGGUAUUCCUGAUCAUGUCCAGCAAGAGAGACAACCUCAGUCACCAGAUGCUCGUCCCGCCGCUCAAGCACCAUCUGCCCCACGAUCGGCUGCUCCAGCUGGAGGAGAUGCAUCGGCAGAACCUUCAAAUCCAGAGAACAUCAACUUGUUUGAAGCUGCUGCUGCUGCUGCUAGCCAGCGCUCUGGAGGUGGUGCUCGUGGUGGAGCUGGAGCUGGAGGACUUGGAAAUCUUGAUUUCCUCCGCAACAACCCGCAGUUUCAACAGCUUCGCCAAGUUGUUCAACAGCAACCACAAAUGCUCGAGCCAAUCUUGCAACAAGUUGGGUCAGGAAACCCUCAACUCGCUGCUUUAAUCAGUCAGAAUCCGGAUGCAUUCUUGCAGUUGCUUAGUGAAGACCCUGACGAUGGUGAGGGUGCACCUUUGCCGCCGGGUGCUCAGCAGAUCGCGGUCACUCCUGAAGAGAGAGAUGCUAUUGAGAGACUAUGCCGUCUGGGUUUUGACAGAGACAUGCCUGACGAUGAUAUGGAGCCGUAG